Molecule: messenger RNA, 2649 nt
Organism: Chaetomium fimeti
Lineage: Eukaryota; Fungi; Ascomycota; Sordariomycetes; Sordariales; Chaetomiaceae
Product: S-adenosyl-L-methionine-dependent methyltransferase
Exons: 2
Coding region: 1-2649 (882 amino acids)
Biological process (GO): tRNA methylation
Cellular component (GO): cytoplasm; nucleus
Molecular function (GO): tRNA binding; tRNA (cytidine-N5)-methyltransferase activity
Source: RefSeq, a predicted model, not a curated record
AUGGGUCGCGGAAAGAGAGGACACCGAGGCGGCGGCCGCGGCGGUCGUGGUGGCCGUGGCGGUGGUCGAGACAAUCGUGGAGGUCAUCGUCCCUACCAAACAUAUCCCGAAGUGCCCAAGGAGAACAAGCGACUCGAGCAGUACUACAACUCCCUAGUCGACCUGCCCGAGGAAGAGAGGUCCGAGUUCUGGGCUGCGCUCAAGAGGGAGCUACCCAACAGUUUCCGGUUCUGCGGCUCGAAAGGCCACGCCCUCGCCGUCAAGCGCCUACUCCAGACGAGAUACAUUCCCGAGAUUACUAGCAUCACUCACGAUGGUGUCACCGUCGCCCCCCCGACCGCCGUUCCCUGGUACCCCGACGGACUCGCUUGGUCCAUGACUACCCCGAAGAACGUCAUCCGCAAGUUCCCUCCCUUCGCCGCUUUCCAGAAGUUCCUCGUCUCCGAGACCAGCGUGGGGAACAUUAGCAGACAGGAGGUGGUGAGCAUGAUCCCGCCUCUGCUCAUGGACGUUAAGCCAGGAAUGGCCGUCCUCGAUCUUUGCGCUGCACCUGGCAGCAAGGCCGCUCAGCUUCUAGAGAUGAUCCACCGUGGCGAGGAGGCUCGCAUUCGCCAGGUCAUUCGGAGCAUCUCUGGUGACGAGGCCAAGGGCGAGGAUGUUCAGGAGGAGGACGAGACGACACGCCUAGAAGCCGACCCCAGCGAUGAUGGCAGAGCCACCGGCAUGCUCAUCGCUAACGACGCCGACUAUAAGCGGAGUCACAUGCUUAUCCAUCAACUGAAGCGCCUGUCCUCGCCUAAUAUGAUCGUCACCAACCACGACGCCACCAUGUACCCCUCCCUCAGGAUACCGAACCCCGAGAACCCCUCCAAACCCAACUACCUUAAAUUCGACCGCAUCUUGGCCGACGUCCCUUGCUCCGGCGACGGCACCCUCCGCAAAAACGUCAAUCUGUGGAAGGACUGGACUCCCGGUAAUGCCUUGGGUCUACAUCUCACACAGGUCAGGAUUCUAGUGCGUGCUUUACAGAUGCUCAAGCCCGGAGGUCGCGUUGUCUACUCGACCUGCAGCAUGAACCCUGUCGAGAACGAGUCCGUUGUGGCUGCCGCCAUCGAGCGGUGCGGCGGACCUGAGAAGAUCGAGAUCCUUGACUGCAGCGACCAACUCCCCCUACUCAAGCGGAAGCCGGGUCUGCGGAAGUGGCAGAUUAUGGACAAGUCGGCUCGCCUAUGGAACUCGUGGGAGGAGGUCGAAGAGUACGUAAAGUCCACCGAGGAUGGCAUUACCCCGGGUCGUCUCGUCGAGAGCAUGUUCCCGCCCUCUGCGAGUAGCGACUGUGCCGAUCUCCCCCUGGACCGGUGCAUGCGGGUGUAUGCUCAUCAGCAGGACACUGGUGGCUUCUUCAUCACUGCCCUCCACAAGAAGGUCGAGUUCAAGGCGAAGCCGGAGGAGAACAGGAAGCAGCCCCCUCAAAAUGCCAAGGCCAACGGCAAGGCGAAUACUACCAAGAGGCCGCUGGAUGAGGAGGACAAAGAGGAGGAGGCCGGUGUUAAAAAGCUGAGGUUGUCCGAGGAGCCUUCUAAGGAGCAGCCAGCUGCAGUCGAGCCAGCAGAGGCCGGAACAGAAGUUCAGGCGGAAGUUGAAACCGAGACCAAGCCCGAGACCCUCGAAACCCCGGCCAACGGCGACACCGCCAACGAAGAAGCCACCCCGGUCCCGCAGCCAACAGACUCAACAUCCGCAACUCCCACCGUAGCAACCCCCGCGGCUACAGCCGCAACCCCUACCGCCCAGGAGCCCCUCCCGGAGCCCAAGCGCAGGCCGGAUGGCCCCUACGAAGAACCCUUCAAAUUCCUCUCCCCCGACCACGACGUUAUUAAGAACGUGGCCGAGUUCUACUCCAUCUCGCCACGCUUUCCGUCAGACCGGUACAUGGUGCGCAACGCGCUCGGCGAGCCGGCCAAGGCCAUCUACUACACCUCAGCUCUGGUGCGCGACAUCCUCGUGCUCAACGAGGGGCGCGGCGUCAAGUUCGUGCACGGCGGCGUCAAGAUGUACGUCAAGCAGGACGCGCCGUCGGCCGACGUCUGCCGCUGGCGCAUUCAGUCCGAGGGCAUCCCCAUCCUGCACGGCUACGUCGGCCCGGAGCGCGUCGUGGUGCUCACCAAGAAGGAGACGCUCAAGAAGCUGCUGGUCGAGAUGUUCCCCAAGAUCGCCGGCGACGACUGGCGCCGCAUGGACGAGAUCGGCGAGCGCGUCCGCGACCUCGCCCUCGGCUGCUGCGUCCUGCGCGUCCAGCCCGAGGGCGGCGACGAGGACUUCGCCGAGAGCAUGGCCCUGCCCCUGUGGAAGAGCUUCCAGAGCCUGAACCUGAUGCUGCCCAAGGAAGACCGCAGCGCCAUGCUGCUGCGCAUCUACAACGACACCACCCCGCUCAUCAACAUGGGCAUCCAGCGCGACCAGAAGAAGGUCGAGGGUGCCGAGGCCAAGGAGGGUGAGAAGGACGCCGAGAUGAAGGACGCCGCCGCUGCCGGGGAGGCUGAGGAGGCCGCUGGUGUAGCGGAUGUCGAGGUGGCGGAUGCGCCCGCUCCUGAGGUCGCCGAGGCCCAGGCUGCGGAGGCUGCUGCUGCGGAAGAACCAACAGCUUAG